AUGGAUGUAACGGGGGCUAUCAAUGGCCUAAUUGAAGAGGCAAAGGUGCGAAUUGUCUGGUGGGGCCUUUGCAUAUUCGCCGUUUCGUUUUUCUUAACUCAUACGAGUGAAUCAAUGUGGAUGAAUUUGCCAGUGUCAGUUCUCUUGUUUUCUGCACUGCACAUCCUUUUUGACAACGUGGAGUUCCGUUGGAAGGUUCAGCGACCUAGAUCACUGACCUAUUUAUCUCAUUUGGAGAAGAAACAGUUAUCUCUGAAUGAUGCACGCCUCUCUACUAAACUUCCACCGCCAAAGUGGAAGAGUGAAAUUGGUUCUCCUGUUGUGGAGGCUGCAUUAGGUGAUUUUGUUGAUAAGAUAAUACAGGAUUUCAUCAUAGAUUUGGUGUGCACAGAUAUUACUCCAGAUAAAGAGUUUCCUGAUCAAAUACAUGCAUUAAUUAUGGAUGCUCUUGGUGACAUAUCAAGAAGGGUUAAAGAAAUAAAUCUCGUCGACUUGCUAACAAGGGACAUAGUUUAUUUGGUCUGUGAUCACAUAGACCUCUUCAGAAAAAAUCAAGCUGCUAUAGGUGUCGAUAUUAUGUUAACAUUAUCUUCUGAAGAGAGGGACGAAAGAUUGAAAUUCCAUCUUUUAAAUUCUAAAGAGCUUCAUCCUGCACUUAUAUCUUCCGAGAGUGAGUACAAGGUUCUUCGGCGGCUAAUGAGUGGUGUGUUAGCAUUGGUACUGAGACGACAAGAAGCUCACUGUCCUGUGAUACGAUCUAUAGCUCAGGAGAUUUUAACUUGCUUGGUAAUGCAACCGAUAUUAAAGUUGGCAUGUCCUGGGUAUAUCAAUGAGCUGAUUGAAGAACUUCUAAAAAUCAUUAAAGAUAUGGAUAUAGCAGGGCUGGGCGGUGAUCAGUAUACAACUUCAGCAACUCAUCAGUGUGGCAAUUCAAUUGCUGAUGUAUUUGGACAUAAUAAUCAUACGAACUCGAACAAGCAUUCGUGUGUAAAUCAAGGUACCGAUGAAACAUUUCAAUGCAACACCUUCCAGCAAGAGCCUUCGCAGGUCAGGCAUGCCGACUGGGCACGAGUGUUGGAGGCUGCUACUCAAAGAAGGACUGAGGUUCUUAUGCCUGAGAAUCUCGAGAACAUGUGGACUAAAGGGAGGGAUUAUAAAAAGAAAGAGACUACAAUUCUCAAAGCAAGUUUUCAGGAUUCUCCUAAAAAUGGUUCUGCUACAGACAGUUCACUGCCUGAUGGACAUUUAGCAAAGGAAGCAUCAGCGAGUAAACGUGGAGAGUAUGCAGUUCCAGAAGGGAAGUCAUUCCUCCAGCGAAUGGAGAGCUUGGAUUCAGAUCCCUUACUAAAUGUUGGGAGCACGAAUGAGGCGGAGACUUCUCAAGAUCCCGGCAAAGAAUCAUCUUUGGAAGGAGAGCAUUGGGUAGAUGAAGUAAAUGAUACUGAGGUCUUUGCGUCUAAUGAAAGUAAAAGCCAACCCAAGAGACCAGACAGUGCUUCUCUCCUGGGAAUCCUAAGUGGUAAAGAAGGAGGACCAAUUAUUUCUGAGUUUCAAGGUCAUGAUUUUGAGAGACAGAAUGAAGGAUUUCGAGGGAAGAGUGCUUCUGACAUAGUUAUUAGGAAAGAGGGUCAACUGGUUCCCAAGCUCCGUUGCCGGGUAAUGGGAGCAUACUUUGAGAAACUCGAUGCUAAAACUUUUGCUGUCUAUUCAAUUGCGGUGACGGAUGCGGAGAACAAUACUUGGUUUGUAAAGAGAAGGAAUUUUGACACACUGCAUCGGAAUCUUAAAGAUAUUCCAAAAUACAGAUUACAUUUGCCUCCCAAGAGGAUAUUUUCCUCAAGCACAGAGGAUUCCUUUGUCCAUGAGCGUUGCAUUCUGCUUGAUAAAUAUCUUCAGGAGCUACUAUCAAUACCUGAUGUCGCUGAACAUCAUGAAAUCUGGGACUUCCUGAGUGUUUCUUCAAAGAAUUACUCUUUGGGGAAAUCUUCAACGAUGAGGACGCUGGCAGUUAAUGUAGAUGGUGCGGUGGAUGAUAUUGUCCGCCAGUUUAAAGGUGUUUCGGAUGGAUUAACGAGAAACUUUGUUGUUCCAUUGUCGUCUCCAUGUCGUGGAGGCUCUUCCACAUCAACAGACAACAAUUUUUGGAAUGCUGAUGAAGUAGAUAAUAUUAAACUAAGGCAGAACGCUGGGGAAACUGUGUUAAGCCCUGAUUAUGAAGAUUUUCAAAAUAGUGGAAAGUUUGACCGUGAGAACAUUGACGGAGAACUGGAGCACACUGGUGGGUGGCAUUCUAACAUCAAAUUGAACACGAACGGUUCCCCUCCACAUCAUGCUGAAGAAUCUGGUAACCGGGAUCUAGAUGGAAAGUAUGAUUUGGAGUCUGAAGCUAGAGUUGGCAAGGAAACCGCAGCUACAAAUUUCACCCUCAUUCCUGACGGUUUGGGGGAAGUGCCACCUGAGUGGAGUCCACCUAAUGUGACUGUCCCUAUUUUGAAUUUGGUUGACAAGGUAUUUCAGCUUAAGAAAAGAGGCUGGCUAAGAAGACAGGUCUUUUGGAUAUCAAAACAGAUAUUACAAUUAGCAAUGGAAGAUGCUGUUGAUGAUUUUCUUCUCAGACAGAUUCAUUGGCUUCGGAGAGAGGAUACUGUUGCCCAAGGAAUUCGGUGGAUUCAAGAUAUCUUGUGGCCCGGUGGUACAUUUUUCUUAAGCUUACAGACUCAGAAGGAAAAAGGUGGCUGUGGAACCGAUCAAAAACCUUUUCAAGCAAUAGGGGACUUUAUUGGAAGCAACAUCUCGAAACCCGGGCCAACAUCUUUCGAGCAACAGCUUGAGGCUGUUCGCAGAGCGAGUGAUAUAAAAAAACUUCUCAUCGAUGGAGCUCCAACAGCCUUAGUCAGCUUAAUCGGGCAAAAGCAAUACAGGCGUUGUGCUAGAGACAUAUAUUAUUUCAGCCAGUCAACUAUAUGUGUGAAGCAACUUUCCUUUGCGAUCCUCGAACUUGUGCUUAUAUCCGUCUUCCCUGAGAUGAAGAACCUGAUCAUGAAUGUUCAUGCACAUAUGCGGGUACAUCAACCUGUAUAGAGUUCCUUUUUGGUAUUUGAUUGACAUUCAGGUGAAGUAAUAAAUCUUCCUCCCGAAGUUUGGCAUUUAUGUACGAGAAUCAGCCUAUUUUAGCAUAUCUAAAACAGUUCAUACUACUCAGUGUAAGACUAAACAUCUUAUAAUGCAUUGGUCUUUGUCAGUAUCACAGUCUGGGGCAUUUUCCCCUUUUAGGCUACAAAGGGAAGUAGCUUUUAUGUAACGUACACGAAUUUGAUACAGAGCUUGUGCAGAAACAAUUGUUUGGUAGUAUUUUCUGCUUCUUGGGCAGAAACCAUUGGCUUGUAGAUUUUCUACCCCCGCUUUCUCCGGAGCUACCUGUUCCAUGGGGUUUCGUUUUGUUGUUGAGUGCUCUGGUCCUAUUUAUAAG
Molecule: messenger RNA, 3469 nt
Organism: Neltuma alba
Lineage: Eukaryota; Viridiplantae; Streptophyta; Magnoliopsida; Fabales; Fabaceae
Exons: 15
Coding region: 1-3081 (1026 amino acids)
Molecular function (GO): phosphatidylinositol binding
Source: RefSeq, a predicted model, not a curated record